ACAAACAGGAACUAGAACAAAAAUAUUUCUAGACCGCGUCACUUUUUACUUUUUUAAAUUGUCGUAAAAACGUUAAUUGCGUAUAAAUAAAUCUCUAUAAUUGAACGAAAAGCUACUAACUAUUAACUGAGCAAUAGUAAUAUCAGUGUGUGAUCAUAAAAAACUAAAGGAGAUUGAAUAGGCAGAGGAUUGCGAAUUUAGACGUCAAGAAAAGGACGCCGACGCUAAAUACAAAUUAAAUUCCAGCACCCCUUCCAAAUUCCAGCAGAUCAUAAAGAUGAGCAAAGAUAUUUAUUACUCGGAUAAAUACUAUGAUGAAAAGUUCGAGUACAGACAUGUGGUUUUGCCGAAAGACCUUGUGAAGCUGGUACCCAAAACGCAUUUGAUGACAGAAACCGAAUGGAGAUCAAUUGGAGUACAGCAAUCACGCGGUUGGAUACACUAUAUGAUACAUAAGCCGGAGCCGCAUAUUUUGCUAUUUCGGCGUCCCAAAACGGAGGAGUAAACCCGUACAAAGGCACUUUGAAAACUAACUCCACACACACUCACAAACAUUCACAUGCAUACAAUACAUCUACUAUAUAAUAUAAGCAUACAUGGAAGCGUUACAGCUGACACGAUAGUGCAGUAGCGGCAGCAGCUGCGACUGCGCAAAAGGUGGUGCUGCGUGCAACUGUUGCAGGGACGGCGGUGGCGGCAACAACAACAACAAAAACCCACGCAUACAAAUACACACUCGUACACUUUACUCAUUUCUUUACAAUAUUCAUGCACACGAACACAGUCACGCUCACGCACACAACCCGGUUUCAUCCUUACGUACAACAAGUAUUAGAUUGCUUUGAGAUGCUCUAUGCAUUUUUCUUUUCAAAUUAGAGUUGCCAUAUUGUAUUUUUUGCCAUAUAUUUAAAAAAAAUUUUAUUCAUGCAUUCAUUCUAUGCUUAUUAGCUAUAGCACAGUGGGCUUUUUUAUUGUAAACAUGCUAACUUCUCGCGCAACGCAAAUAGCAACAAAAACAAAAAUAAAUAAAAUGAAAAGCGUUAUGAAAAUUGCCUGCACAUUUUCAUGUAAUAUUAAAUAAAAUAUGAUUUGUGAUCUUGAAAAAUUUUUAUCAAUACCUUAUAAUACGUUUAAACAUAAUAUAAAGUUAUAAAUAAAAAAAAAAAAGUAAAAAAAAAACAAAACAAAAAAAACAAAUAAAUACGUUUGUAAAAUACUUUUAGCAUUGAUUGCCUAAAGUUUUUCAAUACACCCAAUUAA
This is a messenger RNA of Drosophila mojavensis, 1260 nucleotides long. RefSeq names its product cyclin-dependent kinases regulatory subunit (gene Cks30A). The transcript is spliced from 2 exons. NCBI's taxonomy places the organism in Eukaryota, Metazoa, Arthropoda, Insecta, Diptera, Drosophilidae. The record is from RefSeq and is a predicted model, not a curated record. Gene Ontology annotation, molecular function: protein kinase binding; histone binding; cyclin-dependent protein serine/threonine kinase activator activity. The coding region runs from base 278 to 505 and encodes 75 amino acids. Gene Ontology annotation, cellular component: cyclin-dependent protein kinase holoenzyme complex; SCF ubiquitin ligase complex. Gene Ontology annotation, biological process: regulation of mitotic cell cycle.